Messenger RNA from Lepisosteus oculatus (spotted gar), 5641 nucleotides. It is a transcript of the gene vash2, whose product is annotated as vasohibin 2. Gene Ontology annotation, cellular component: cytoplasm. Gene Ontology annotation, biological process: regulation of angiogenesis. NCBI's taxonomy places the organism in Eukaryota, Metazoa, Chordata, Actinopteri, Semionotiformes, Lepisosteidae. The record is from RefSeq and is a predicted model, not a curated record.
UUGGAACGCCAGAUGAAAGGAGUUUUAACAAUACGGUACAGUACAAAACAGCUACGAAGGAGACCCCGGAGGAAACGCAGGUGGGGAGAAAAUCCAGCUUUGAAACGGAGUCGACAGCAGCAAAAGGAUUUUUCUUUCCUCCGCAGGGAAGCAGCUGGUCGAGCGGACGGGUCUGAAUUAGCUGGCAAUUAAACUAGAGGGACUCCUGAAAUCAAAACGUUAUUGAACGAAUCUCCUGUGAUCCUUGCGUGUUCAUGCAGCCCAGCUCUCUUGCCUGUACACGGUUCGGGCUCGGUUUGUAUGCCGUUUGUAAAACGAUUAAACACAUCGUUUUAUAUCGUAUUUUUGAUUUCCCAAGUAUAAAGUUUGUGGAUGGAUAAAAACGAAAAUAUUGAUAUUCCGGAACUCAAUUAUUCGUUUUUUAUGUGGGAUAUAUUUUGUACAAGGGAGUCAAGUGUUUAAGCAGGAUUUUAGUUUUUCGUGUUUUAAAAAGCAAAGCGACGCAUGUUACUUUUACAUUGUUCAUUUUUAUUUAUUUUUUCUCCAUUUUGGAGUGUUUUAGUGUCGCUGCAAACGUGAAGUUCGUCGUGCCAAAGUUAAAAGUGGUUUUAUGUACACGUAAGUGGUGGUAUACAGUAUAUAUAUAUAUUUCAAUGGAGAAAUAGUAUAAAAGUGGAUUGUGAUUUUAAAAGGAUAAGCACGGCGUCGGCGAGAACGCCAGUAAUUAGGGUGCAAAAUGACUGGGUCGAGCUCAAACGGCACCUGCAAACCAGCAGCCCAACUCGCCAGGCACGGCCGCUCGAAAAGCACCAACUGCCGCAGCUCGGGUUCGGGUGCGGAGUCCGCCUCUUCCAGCGGUACCGCCAGCAACACGGGCAGGUCCUCUGGGGAGGAAGAGGAGAAAGACGGAGGGGUGCUCUUUUAUGUGAACAGAACCGGCUUUCCCAUCGAGGGUCUCACCUGGGAGAGGAUGUGGACUCACGUGGCCAAAAUUCACCCCGAUGGAAAGGAGAUGGUGGACAAAAUUAGGAACGCUGCAUAUCUCCCCAAACCUCCUGUGCCAUCGGUACCGAACUUCAAGCCGUCUAUGUCUGUCCCAGACUGGCUGCAGGCCAUCCAGAAUUACAUGAAGAUGCUGCAAUACAACCACACAGGAACACAGUUCUUUGAAAUUAGAAAGACGAGACCUCUCAGUGGGUUAAUGGAGACUGCAAGAGAGAUGACCAGAGAAUCCCUCCCAAUUAAAUGCCUUGAAGCUGUUAUUCUUGGAAUCUACCUGACCAAUGGACUGACGUCCGUGGAGCGCUUCCCCAUCAGCUUCAAGACGCAGUUCUCAGGGAACUAUUUCCACCACGUGGUGCUGGGCGUGUACUGCAACGGGCGCUAUGGGUCUCUGGGCAUGAGCCGGCGGGCUGACCUGAUGGACAAGCCCCUGGUCUUCCGCACGCUGUCCGAGUUAGUCUUUGAUUUCGAGGAGUCCUACCGGCGCUACCUGCACACGGUCAAGAAGGUGAAGAUCGGCCUCUACGUGCCUCAUGACCCCCACGUCUUCCAGCCCAUCGAGUGGAAAUAUCUGGUGCUCAAUUCCAGCAAGGUGAGCCGGGAGGACAUGCGCAAGGAGCUGGAGAAGCAUGCCAGGGACAUGAGGAUGAAGAUCCUGAAGUCCUCCAUAGCACAGUCUCCAGUCAAAGAACGUACCAGAGGCAAGUCUCUGUCUCCAUGCCGGAGGCAGUUAAGCCCCCAAAGACGCCACCUACACAGGCGCGACAAAUCGCCUGCGGCACUGGAUAGGAAACCUGCUGAGCUCAGCACCCUGAAUGAUGUUGGCUACCAAAUUCGGAUCUGAAGAAGCCAUAGGAACUGCCUAUUCUUUUUCUUUCUAUGGUGCUCUUUUUUUGCACUUUAUCUUGAAAUCUGUUUUUAAUCUUUUAUCUUUUUAAUGGACACUGUGCAAAUUUAUAUAUACUUGAUAUUUUUAUCGUUCUUAAAAGGUCUCAAAAGGACAUGCAAUUAUGUACAGUGCACAAUGAAAAUAGGUCACUGAAAAGGAAGUGAGAGGUGAAGAUUUUAAUCACCUUUUUGGUGAUUAUCCCAUGUCUACAUUUAUGUUGACCGAGGUCAUCAUUUUGUUUUGAGCUACCAUCUUCUUUAAGACCUGAACAAAUUCUUCAGGUGUAACCCUAAGAAGAAGGAACUUGUGUUUUGGAUCAGGAAGCAUUGGGCAGUAUUAAGAGAUUACAGGACUCUUCAGCAUGAACAAAAGUCAAAACUGUACACUCCAUAGACUGUCCUUUAAGUGGAGUAAUUAUGUAGCAAACAAAGAGUUUUAAGAUUUUAUUUAUAUAUAUGUAUAUUGCAGUAGAGGAUUCCUUUAAGGGAUGCCCUUUGAGUGUACAGUUGGGACAAUGUGUUCUCCAAAUGUUUCUGUUGUAAUCUGUGAAGUAGCAUAACUUAUCUUUAAACAAUAUUCUUUGAAAAGUAUAUUUUCAGACAGCUGAGUACCAGUGGAUUAGCCCAGCAUUUGAGAUCAAACGUCUCCCCUGAAGAAUCUUGGUGAGCUCUGAACAGCCAGUGGUUCUGAGAAGAAAAUACGCUUGGAAUAUAAGCCAACCAAUGAACAAGGCUGAAAAGAAAACAAUAUGUUCUGUGGGACAGAAACACAAGCCUCUGCUCCCGUCAGGCUGAUUUUUCAUUUCUGUAUGCCUACACUUCAUUCCCAAGAGCAUUCUUAGUAAUGACAUCUAUGAACUCAUCACUUACUUAAUAGGGAGCCAUUAAAAUGCAAAUACAAUAAGCGUUUGGGAUAUUCAGGUAUGGAGCUGUGUCCGCACAUGUAGGCUCAAAGGAAUAGGUAACAGCCCAUUCCGUGCUGAAAGGUAAAGAAAAGAAAGACACUUGGCUGCUUCAGGUGUGAUGAACAUGUGACUUUCAAGUGUUUGUGAUGCUUUAUAAAACUGUUUCAAAGACUAACAGGUAUUCAAGCACUGCAUCUUUUAUUUCAAGAGUCCUUUUUGAGAGGAUUCCUGUAUUACAGAAGAGGAGAAGCUGUGCAUAAUCCUAAAUUAGCAGUUCUAGUUUGUAUGGAAUGGUGAGGGAGUGAGUAUAAUGUCAUGUGAAGGUCAGGAGAUCUGCACUCAUCCUGCGACUGGUUUAGCUACAGUAGAAUCCAUUUGUUUAAUCGCUGGGCGUUUUCCAUUUGUUUAAUCACUGAGAAAUCCAGAAUGAAUCUGAAAAAAACUGACAUGAGAGUCACUAAGCACAUGGAUAUACAGUACUAAUUGAGUAGCAAUAUAAAUUAAAAAGGGCUCUCUAAAAUCAUGUGAUGUGGUUCUGGAAGGCCCCUUAGUGUUGGCACAUAGUUUUUCUAAAAGUAUUAAUUACAUUAUUGAAUAUACCUUCAAACUGCUAGAUGCAGCAACCUGUGAGUAAUCAGCUAUAUAAUUCUUAUCUCCACCACAAGAAACAAAAUUAGUGUCAGUGUAUUGUAACCCAGGGCUUUUCAUGGCAGUAACGACAGAUAUAGAAGGGAUCAGGUAAUUGGAGGUAUCAUAAUGGCAUAAAAUAUGCUACUAAUUGCUACACUGUCCAUUCCAAUGCACAAAGUAUUUUCCUAAUUUUAGUAUUGUUGUUGCCUAAUACGGUUCAAAACACUUUCUUGGAUAGGAAUGGCUUCAUAAAUGUAUUCUAACCAUGUUUAAGUACUUUAGCAUUCAAUAUUCAGUCCAGAGGUAAUUCUUAAUGGAGUUAUGAUGGCAACUUACAAAAGAGGGCUAGCUACAAUUCGAAACUGAGUUAAGGUAAAUUGUCGACAAAUAUUUCUAAUCCCUUGGUGAAUUGAUUACCUCUGUAUGUGGGUGUAGAAAUUACAUUUUAUGCAGAAUGUGUAAGAAGGAUAAUUCUCAUUUUAGUGUGACAUGGCCUUUGGGGUUGGUAUCAGUGCUUUGUAAAUGGCACAUUUGUUCUGAUCCACAGCAUGCGUGUGUAUAUAUAUAUACUGAAUGCGAAUUAAGAGGGUGGUUUUAAUGAAAAUCUGAAGAGAAAUGCAAGGAUUCAAACCUUUAUAUUACACUUUAGCAUUUUGGAAUAAAUUAGCAAAGCUUUCAGCAGGAGCCAGUUUCGUAUUAACAGGUCUUUAAACACUUGCUCAGCAUUGAGAAGCACUGCUCUUCACAAUAUGUCUCAGCACCAAGUUUUCUAAUAUGCUACAGCUGUAGCUGCUCAAGAAAAAUGAUGUGAAACUUUACUUUGCAAUUAAACUAUUAUUUUAGCGUCUGAUUUUACUUUUACCAAAGUCUCAUCUGCUUUGAUCUAGGCAGAAAGUUUAAAAUCGAAACAUACCUCGUUUUAACGGCACUCUGUUAUGAGUGGGGAAGCAGUCAAGGUGCACACACAAAGGUCUUUUGGAUUGGUAAUUUAAUAGCACAGUUUGGUAUGACCGUGUAACUGAGUUUGUGUGACAGAAAAAUUAUAUGUGAUAUUUUUAUGUUUAAUGUGGAUAUUGAUUGGAACUCAUUUUUCACUUUCAGCACAAAGAUAAUUGCUAGCAUUUAAGUUACUUCAUGUCCUCUUCACUGGACCUUCCUCAGUGUGAGCACACAGAAGAUGUUUUCUACAGAUUGGUAAAUUUCACACUAUUAAUGACUUCUAAGGACUGAUUUAAUUUGUUUUUUACAGUUUGGAAUGAUUCUUUUGAAAGCAGUCAGAGUGCACAAAUAAUGCACACUUUUCACAAUAACACACAGACAUUUUAGUGCUAAAAUUAUUUAGCACUGGCUAGGUGUUGGGUGCCAGUUUUAUAAAAUAAAAAUACUCAUUUUAAGAUUUCAUAUCCAGAAUGGAAUAUUUGCAGUCUUUAAAGGAAAAUAAAAAUGUCUUUAGUAUACACAAGGAAAAGUAGUUGCAGGAAUCAUGAAUGUUUUUUUAAACAUACUGGUAUCUCGUAUAACUGUUAGCCUGGCACAUUCUUUUCAACUUGUGUUGUGUGCUGUUAAUAUCCAUCUAGCAGAACCUGUAACCUCAACACUUUAAAACGUCAUUAACAGACAUGAUUUGGUAACAUUUGUGGAAGUAUUAGACCCAAUGUUUUGUAUUUUACCAGUGAAGAUACUUCAAUACUGUUAAAUUUAACCUUUUUGAAAUUUGUUAGUUGCUAAUUAAUAGCACUCUUGCCCAUCAUGGGUAGGCCGUUUUACAUGAUUUUGGUGAGGACCUUGACAUACUAUUAAUGCAAAACUGAAUUUCAGUGUUUUGUAAGCAUCUGGAGAAAUUCACUUUAAACUGUAACUAUCUACAACAUAUGAAAUACUGUUGUCUUUCCUGUUAUGUUUUCUUCAAAGGUGUACCUAUGAAGAUUGUGUUUUUCAUAGUGAAAAUUGCCCUUAUUCGGGCUGCAAUACUUAACCUAAAUAUGCUAAGCAAAUUAAAGCCUGUUUCAAUGCUCAUCUCUUCUCCUGGUAUUGCUGUGGAAUGUGGUUUAGUACAAAUACUACUCUUGAUUGUUUUUUUUUACUGUUCUGCACUGUAAACAGCUACAUUUUCUCUAUCUUUUUUCUAAUCAUUGGAAGUAUGUACUUGGUAGAUUAGAAUCCCUCAAUGCAACAGAUGACUGUAAUGUUUUUACCUAGCAUGUGUUUUAAUAAAC